Molecule: messenger RNA, 4458 nt
Organism: Aspergillus costaricaensis CBS 115574
Lineage: Eukaryota; Fungi; Ascomycota; Eurotiomycetes; Eurotiales; Aspergillaceae
Product: ATP-binding cassette transporter
Exons: 10
Coding region: 1-4458 (1485 amino acids)
Biological process (GO): transmembrane transport
Cellular component (GO): membrane
Molecular function (GO): ATP hydrolysis activity; ABC-type transporter activity; ATP binding
Source: RefSeq, a predicted model, not a curated record
AUGGAUGACAGGGAAGACACCAGUAUGACUGCAUCAGUCAACUCCGGUAGCAAUACGGAUAUUGUUAGUGCAGAGGUGUACCAAGGAGACAUAUCGACUGAAGACCAGCGCAAGAUUAUGAAUCUUGCCAGACGGCUCACGGCAGACUCGACACGGUUUCGGCAGGAUGGUAUGCCGCCCAACCCUUUCACGACACACUGUGAUCCGAGUUUGGACCCCAAUUCUCCGAAGUUCAAUGCGAGUCACUGGGCGAGGACUGUACUUCACUUGUCCUCGCAAGAUCCUGAUCGGUUCCCACAGCGUACGGCGGGUGUGUCAUUCCGGAACCUCAGUGUCCAUGGCUAUGGCCGCUCAACAGCCUAUCAGAAGGAUUUCUUGAACGAUAUCUUGCAGUUGGGUGAUCUGGUUGGCGGCUUGAUCAACCGCAGAGACCAUAAACUGCAGAUAUUGAAAAAUCAUGACGGGCUCUUGCGCAGCGGAGAAAUGCUCCUUGUCCUGGGUAGGCCUGGCAGUGGUGUAUCAACUCUAUUGAAGACCAUCGCCGGUCAGACUAAAGGACUGUUCUUGGACGAUUCAGCGGAAUUUAACUAUCAAGGGAUUGAAUGGGAUUUGAUGCACCAAAAGUUCCGAGGGGACGUGACGUAUCAGGCAGAAACAGACGUCCAUUUCCCACAUUUGACAGUUGGGCAGACCCUCCAGUAUGCGGCCCUGGCGAGAACACCUCACAAUAGGCUGCCCGGAGUCUCUCGCGAAACUUAUGCAACUCAUCUGCGCGAUGUGGUUAUGGCGGUCUUUGGAAUUUCCCAUACAGUCAAUACUAAGGUUGGCGACGACUUUAUUCGCGGCGUCAGUGGCGGAGAGAGAAAGCGAGUCAGCAUUGCAGAAUUGGCUCUCACACAAAGUUGUAUACAGUGCUGGGACAACAGUACUCGUGGCUUGGAUAGUGCUACGGCUCUCGAAUUUGUACGGACCGUGAGACUCUCAGUCGAUGUGGCGGGUACCGCGGCUGUUGUGGCAUUAUAUCAGGCAUCGCAACAAUCAUAUGACGUCUUUGAUAAAGUUGCACUGUUAUACGAGGGCCGGCAAAUAUAUUUUGGUCCAGUUGACCAAGCGAAGUCGUACUUCACAGAGCUUGGUUACCAGUGUCCUGAACGACAAACCACGGCAGACUUUCUCACGUCGCUCACAAAUCCUGUCGAGAGAGUAGUCCGGCCUGGCUUCGAAGCCCGAGUUCCCCGGACCCCCAGUGAAUUUGCACAGUGUUGGGAACAGAGUGCCCUGAGAGCUAAACUUCUAGGAGAAAUAUCGAGCUUCGAGAAAGACCAUCCGAUUGGGGGACCCAUGUUGCAGAAAUUUGAAAACUCCCGGAAUGCCGAAAGGUCUCCUUUGAUGACGAAAAAAUCUCCCUACACAAUUUCUGUGUUGCAACAGAUAGCUUUGUGUAUGCGACGGGGCUACCACAGGAUUCUUGGGGAUCCUUCUUUCUUUAUCGUAACGGUUUUUGGCAACUUUUUUCUCUCUCUUAUACUUGGUAGUGUGUUCUACCAUCUUUCGGACACUUCCGCCAGCUUCACAGAUCGAUGUAUUCUCCUGUUCUUUGCUUUGCUCUUUAACGCACUCAACAGUGCUUUAGAGAUAUUGGCAUUGUAUGCCCAGCGACCGAUCGUCGAGAAGCAUGCGUCUUACGCCUUUUACCAUCCGAUGUCAGAAGCGAUGGCCUCCAUGAUAUGCGAUCUACCGUGCAAAAUCCUCUCUACGCUGUCCUUCAAUUUGCCGUUAUACUACAUGUCGAACUUGCGGCGGGAGUCGGGUCAUGUGCUCAUAUAUCUACUAUUCGCGUUCAUGUCGACCUUGACUAUGUCCAUGAUAUUCCGUACCAUUGCUCAACUGACCCGUACAAUUGCACAGGCUCUCACUCCCAUUGCGCUUGGUGUUAUUGGGCUAGUUGUAUACACCGGUUUUGUGCUGCCUACCCGGAACAUGCAAGUCUGGCUGCGUUGGCUCAACUACAUCAACCCGAUCGCAUACUCCUACGAAACUCUUGUGGCGAACGAGUUUCAUGAUCGCGAAUUCGAAUGUGCAAGCUUUGUCCCUUCUGGUCCGGGUUAUGAGAAUAUUCCAGCUACAGAUCGAACCUGCUCUGUGGCAGGCGCUACUUCUGCCUCGAGCGUGGUCAGCGGAGACGCAUAUGUAGAGGCAAACUAUGGGUACUAUUAUUCUCAUACCUGGAGAAAUUUCGGCAUUCUUAUCGCUUUCAUUCUGUUCUUCAUGACUACAUACCUCUUCAUUUCCGAAUUUGUGAAGUUCAGCUAUUCCAAAGGCGAAGUGUUGGUAUUCCAGCGUAAGCAUAGGGUAGCCCGUGUUAACGGGGAACAUGCCCAUGACGAAGAGAGCAGUGCCGAAAAAGCAGCGCCGGCAAGCCAUUCUUGCGUUGACAGCCAUGAAGGCCGUCAAGAAGACCAGUCUCUCAAGUUCCGCUUUGAAUCCAAUACCUUGCACUGGAGAGAUGUUUGCUACGAUGUUCCGAUCAAGGGCGAAAUGAGACGAAUUGCAGAUCACAUCGAUGGCUGGGUAACCCCAGGCACUCUGACUGCGUUGAUGGGCGCUUCAGGGGCUGGAAAAACAACACUCCUGGAUCUUCUAGCAAGCAGGGUGAAAACAGGCGUUGUAUCCGGCAACAUUUGCGUCAACGGAACCCCGCGAGAUGCGUCCUUUCAGCGCAGGGUAGGCUACGUUCAGCAGCAAGAUGUCCAUCUGGAAACCAGCACUAUUCGGGAAGCACUUCAGUUUAGUGCUCUCCUCCGCCAGCCUGCCUCUAUCAGUAAAGCUGAAAAGCUGCAAUAUGUGGAAGAGGUGAUUGAUUUGCUCGAAAUGAGACCGUACGCUGACGCUGUCGUUGGUGUUCCUGGAGAAGGUCUGAAUGUAGAACAGAGGAAAAGAUUGACUAUUGGCGUUGAACUAGCUGCAAAGCCUGAUUUACUACUCUUUCUCGAUGAGCCAACGUCGGGGCUGGACAGCCAGACGGCAUGGUCUAUCUCUCUGCUACUCCGGAAGUUGUCGAACCAUGGUCAGGCCAUCUUGUGCACCAUCCACCAGCCCUCGGCUAUUCUUUUCCAGCAAUUCGAUCGGCUUCUUCUACUAGCUAGAGGUGGCCGUACAGUAUACUUUGGGCCAAUUGGGUCUAACUCACAGAACCUUAUUGGCUACUUUGAGCGAUAUGGGGCAAGGGCCUGUGCGGAAGAGGAGAAUCCGGCGGAAUGGAUGUUGGAAGUCAUCGGUGCUGCCCCCGGGAGUACUUCGGUGCGUGACUGGCCGGUCACAUGGAAAGAGAGCCGUGAAUUCCAAGAAACGCGAAAGGAGCUUGAACGGCUUGAGCAGUCCGGCUCUCCUGGCCUGAAAGAAGGGGCUGCGCAAGUCCAGCAAUAUGCGGCCCCGUUUCACAUCCAGCUGGGUCUUUGUACAAAGCGGGUUUUCGAACAGUACUGGCGCUCUCCGUCAUACAUCUAUGCUAAGCUGAUACUCUGCUUCGGAGCGGCCCUGUUUAUUGGACUUUCAUUUCUGAAUACGGAAGUUACGGUCCUAGGUCUUCAGCACCAGACUUUUGCGAUAUUCAUGCUCCUUGUUAUUUUCGCAUUCCUUGCUUACCAGACCAUGCCUAAUUUUAUCAAGCAACGCGACUUGUACGAGGUCCGUGAGAGGCCAGCCAAGACAUAUGCUUGGUCUGCGUUCAUGUUGGCCAACAUCAUAGUUGACAUCCCCUGGAACUCUCUUGCGGCAGUGCUGAUCUAUCUUCCAUUCUACUACAUCAUUGGGAUGUAUCAUAACGCCGAGGAAACUCAUGCGGUGAAUGAAAGGAGCGGACUCAUGUUUCUUCUGGUGUGGUCUUUCAUGAUGCACUGUGGUACAUUCACGAUCAUGGUGGUUGCUAGCGUCGCAACUGCUGAGGUCGGUGCAACACUAGCUCUGCUACUGUUCUCUAUGUGUUUAAUAUUUUGCGGUGUCAUGGCCAGUCCGGCCAGUCUUCCAGGAUUCUGGAUCUUCAUGUAUCGAGUAUCCCCGAUGACGUAUCUCGUUGGCGGCAUGCUUUCGGCCGGGUUAGCGAAUACUGCAGUUCACUGCUCUGAUCUGGAAUUGGUAGUCGUUCAACCUCCAGCCAACGAGACUUGUGCCAGUUACCUCGCCGAUUACAUGAAAAUCGCUGGAGGUUCUGUUUACAAUCCCCAGGCAACCGCCAACUGUGAAUAUUGCGAGAUGACUGACUCGAAUAUUUAUCUCACAUUACUAUCCACUUCUUAUGCCGAUCGUUGGCGCAAUUUUGGACUUAUGUGGGCAUACAUCGCGUUCAAUGUGUUUGCUGCGCUCUUCUUGUAUUGGUUUGUGCGGGUCCGAGGCGGUUCAACCAGCUCAAUUUUUCGCCGGUUCGCCAAGAUAUUCUCUCGUUCUUCGCCAAAUACUUGA